AUGGAGCGAGCGAAAGAGGCCAAUUGGCCCAUCGAUCGUAACCCAACACCUCCAAAGGAUGAAGCAAGCUCUACGGCGCAGCAGCUAUCCCAAAGAAAUACCCAAGUUGUGUCUGCUUCUUCAGCAGGUAUCAGAGCCGUUGUUUAUCAGAUAACGUCUUUGUACAUGAGAAACCCUGCAAAACUAUUCAGGCCGUCUCGAUUUGACUACCUCACAACAGCAAGAGCUUUGAUGCAUGGAGAGCUUGCGUCGAAACCAUGGAGCUUACGAACACAUUCAGGAAUAGCUCUUCUAUACCAAUCAAUCAAAAAAGAAGGGUGGAAUUUUAUUCCACGACAAGUGCUUCCUCCGAUAGUAGCAAACAGCGCCAUUGGAGUGAUCCUAUAUUCCACAUAUCUCACACUGUUACAACGGUUCAAUAAAAGAAAUAUGAACUCGAUCGAGGAUCCUAGCCCAAUUGACACCUUCAGAGCCGGCUUUGUGGCCGGAGCUGCUGCUAGCGUUGCUGCAUCACCGCUAGAUGCACUUUAUGCCCGAUCAAAUUACUCAGAGCUGGUGAGUGGUAAACAGAAGAGUAUGUGGGAGUAUGGGUUGUACAAACUAAAACAAAUAGGUCUGGUUGGAAUAUUUGCAGGCUUUAGUCUAAACUUCAUAAAGGAAAGCCUUGGAUUUGCAUUCUACUUCUCGGUAUUCGAGCUUGUCAAAAAUCAGGGAUUCCACAAGACAGAAGCAGUUAUUCAGUGGUAUCAAUACUGGCGCUCAAGGAUUUUCCAUGGUGAAGAAAACCGGGAAAAGGAUUCUAGAUUUUUCAAAGCUCUAAAUCUAACGUUUAUCCUCCUUGCUGGGGCUUCUGCCGCGACCACACUGCUUGCAAUCCAGUAUCCACUUAACAAAAUUCAAAAGGUUCACCUGACUAGACUCGAGUCCUUAGAUCUCUACAACGAUGCACAUCAAUUGGAUCGGCGUCGCUUCUUUAAGCUAUACUAUAAUUCCUACAUUGAAACAUUUGAUAUUAUUCUACAACGAUGGCGAAAAUCCCACCUCUCGCUCUUUAGCUUCUGCUAUAGAGGAUUUUUUCGAUCGUCCUUCACCAGUAUACCUGCUACAUCUAUUGGGCUUUUGGUUUUUGAGAUAUCCCGUCAGCAUUUUAGCGAGAAUCAAUUAUGA
Messenger RNA from Ogataea angusta, 1167 nucleotides. RefSeq lists its product as uncharacterized. The coding region runs from base 1 to 1167 and encodes 388 amino acids. The record is from RefSeq and is a predicted model, not a curated record. Gene Ontology annotation, biological process: mitochondrial L-ornithine transmembrane transport. NCBI's taxonomy places the organism in Eukaryota, Fungi, Ascomycota, Pichiomycetes, Pichiales, Pichiaceae. The transcript has a single exon. Gene Ontology annotation, molecular function: L-ornithine transmembrane transporter activity.